CUUAUUUCUUAUACAUUUAUUUUUUUAAAAAAAAUUAUUUUAUAACACGACAUGAAUCCAACCUACUUUCAACAAUCCCUCGUUUCCACUCCUUCAAAUCCUUUACGACAAAAUAACACUCAUGUUAAUAAUGUGAUUUCUGCUCAACAGACGUCCCCAUACAUAUAUCAAUCACCUGUUCAAACAACACCUUCGACUUAUUCUGGUCAAGGGAACACCAAUUAUAAUAUUGCUUCUACGCAUCAAAAUGUUAACUUUUCAAACCAAUAUGAUCCGAUGUCGUUCCAAACUUCUAUUCAAACCAACUCUCUUACACAUUCUCCGAAUCAAAAUCCACCCGUUCACCUUAGUAAAUUUUUUUAUCAACCACUUAACGAUACUUUCAAUUACCAUAUUGAAUGUGAAAAAAUUUCUGAUGAACAUGUUAUACAAUUAUUAAACCAACCGUUUAGUAUUAUGCAAUUGAAAGAAAAUGAUUAUUUAAAUGUAUUUUUUUAUAAACAACGUUGCAACAAUCAAUUUUAUCAGGUAUCAUGUAAAAUUGUUUCUCCUUCCUUUUUGAAUAAAAAUUUUUAUGGAACUGAAACUGGACAGAACAUAAGCCAAGAAAAAUUAGCCUUUACUUUAUAUCAAAAAGAAAUUCUCAAACAAGAUUUAGCAUUAUACCUAAGCUACCACUUACUUGAUUAAGUUCAUAAACAAAUUGAGAAUCAGAAUAAUUCUGAUUGAUAUUUUCGUUUCCUUGCAAAGAAUAACGAGGAUUAGGAUCGUCAUUAUUUUGUACCACCUACUAAACAAGAACUGGAUUUAUGUUUAGUUAUAUUUAUUUGCUUAAAAUUAUUUAAAAUAUAUAAAUAACCAUAGUAUUUUAUAUCUAU
Messenger RNA from Rhizophagus irregularis DAOM 181602=DAOM 197198, 878 nucleotides. RefSeq lists its product as uncharacterized. Lineage: Eukaryota; Fungi; Glomeromycota; Glomeromycetes; Glomerales; Glomeraceae. The record is from RefSeq and is a predicted model, not a curated record.